Molecule: messenger RNA, 708 nt
Organism: Diabrotica virgifera virgifera (western corn rootworm)
Lineage: Eukaryota; Metazoa; Arthropoda; Insecta; Coleoptera; Chrysomelidae
Product: zinc finger protein 723-like
Exons: 1
Coding region: 1-708 (235 amino acids)
Biological process (GO): regulation of transcription by RNA polymerase II; central nervous system development
Cellular component (GO): nucleus
Molecular function (GO): RNA polymerase II cis-regulatory region sequence-specific DNA binding; DNA-binding transcription factor activity, RNA polymerase II-specific
Source: RefSeq, a predicted model, not a curated record
AUGAGACUUCACACUGAGGACACACCUUAUAAAUGUGAAGUUUGUAGUAAGUUGUUUACUACAAAAGGUAGUGUAAAUAAGCAUAUGAGACUUCACACUGGUGAAACACCUUAUGAAUGUGAAAUUUGUACUAAGCAGUUUACUUUUAAAGGUAAUUUAAACCAGCAUAUGAGACUUCACAGUGAUGAAACAAAUUAUAAAUGUGAAAUUUGUAGUAAGUUUUUUACUACAAAUGGUAGUUUAAAGAUGCAUGUGAGACUUCACACUGGUGAAACACCUUAUAAAUGUGAAAUUUGUAGUAAGCAGUUUACUUUAAAAGGUAAUUUAAAACAGCAUAUGAGACUUCACAGUGAUAAAACACCUUUUAAAUGUGAAAUUUGUAGUAAGUUUUUUACUAAAAAUAGUAGUUUAAAGAUGCAUAAGAGACUUCACACUGGUGAAACACCUUAUAAAUGUGAAAUUUGUAGUAAGCAGUUUACUGUAAAAGGUAAUUUAGAACAGCAUAUGAGACUUCACAGUGAUAAAACACCUUUUAAAUGUGAAAUUUGUAGUAAGUUUUUUACUACAAAUAGUAGUUUAAAGAUGCAUAAGAGACUUCACACUGGUGAAACACCUUAUAAAUGUGAAAUUUGUAAUCAGCAGUUUACUCAAAUAAGUAAUUUAAAUACACAUAUUAGAGUUCACUCAAAAACCGCAAAAUCUUUAUAA